AUGCGAUACUUUGCAUCAGCCUCAUUUGGCAAAUUCCUGACUUCUGAUGUCCCGAUUAUCAGUGAAACUGCUGAUAGAACGCAAGCUACAAUAUCUACCGCCUGUACUAGUUGGCUUUCUUCGGUUGGUGCAGGGGUAGGCCUACCAAUUAAUGGACUGCUUUUCAAUUCAGGCAUUGCCGAUCUGUGUGAAUUAAUUAUGGAUAAACUGCUACCUAUUGCACUCUCAUUUGUCAUGUCAUCUGACCGUGAUAUCAGUAAUCCAUUUGACGAUAUCGUUUUGGCUUUGUUCAGACCUUUAAUGACUUUCUUUUCCGGAGAACUUGUAAAUGGUGACGAACAAUCGCCUGGGCUUGCUCUCAAAAUUGUUGAUAUAAUGGUUGGGGAAGAGGAUUUCACUAACUCGGAAACAGUUAAGAAACACAUUGAAAAGAUAUCUUUGUGCAUUUCUGAUAUUUUGGUUCUCAGAACGCUCUGUGAAAUUUUGUGUUCUGCGCUUCAAGACACAAACCUCACUGCCAUAAAUGGAAGAUCUAUUACAUCUUCUGACUAUUUGGAUGAAGUUAUCCUCCAAUUGACCCAAAGUGGAAAACAAUUCGAUUCGAUUAUUCGUCAGUUGGGCGAUCGAAUUGCUGAAGUCGCCAUUGGACAUUCCAAAUUCUUCUGCCUCGACACCUCAUCCAAACGGUCAUUUGAUGAAUUACUUGAAGCCCUUAACACUGAAUAUUAUGACCAUUCUACUCUUAGUACUGAAGAGGCACAGGAUGAAUUGAGUUUAGAAAAAUGGAGCUGUUUCAUGGAUGAAAUUUGGAAGACUACCUCUUCAGCUGUCCCUGCCGGUUUAACUCGCCAAAUUUAUGCCCGUAUUGUGUCUGAAGUAUUGAAAUUUGUAGCUCAAAAAGUUGCUAAUCAACAUCUUUCUACUAGCAAUGAGAUAAGCGAUAUGUCGGAUUUUAUAUGGGGUGCACUAAAAACAACCCACAAGUUGAUAUUCCGAUGCGCAGACUCAGAAUCUGAAAUUCUAGGUCAUGGCCUUCUCUCCAAUGAUUUGCAGAAUAUUCAUUGCUCGGCAUUGAUGCUUACACAAUGUCUAAUUGUUAUCGGUGGGCCAAAUGAAAUUAUUAAUAGGCUACACGGAGAAGGAUUCUAUUCUGGGUUAGAAAAUGGUGUCUUCCGUGUUUCGUUCAACCCAAACAACUGGCUUAAAAUCGUCGACCCUGAGAGAUUUUACAUAGCUUCCAAAGAGACUCAAGAUUUAAGUGAUAUAAGAGUUCUUGAAGUUGAUAACGAAUUGCCUGAACCAGUCUGGAUUGAAGCUCUGGUUGAAUUCAUUGGUAAUCGGAUGAUUUCAAUAUUCCAGAAAGUUUGUGAUUUGGCCAUCGACCGUGUGCUGGUCACGGAGAUCGGAGAGGAUUUCGUGAAUGAGCUUUCUUCAGUGACUUCAAAGGAACCAGACCUGUGUUCUUUUUCACCAGAUUCUACACUGCGAAUAAAAGAAAUCGUUAAUGGAAUUUACUCGUCUGCAUUGGAAUUCUUGCCCCCCAAACUACUGACAUUCUUCAAUCAGAGAGAUGUCACACUUAUUCGGAAUAGGGAACGACAGGGUCUUAUUAGGUCUCGGUUAAUUGGAGUUAAUCUGGCUUCUGGAAAAGUGUUGAUUUUCUCCGAUUCACACAUUAAAUUUGAGCCUAAUUGGCUAGAGGCGCUAUUGAUUCGACUCAUUUCUUAUGAAAGUGAAGAAGUUAAUCCAAGACUCUUGAUUUUAAGUCCGUUUAUUAGCGCCUUUACUGAGGACGAUCUGGUAUAUCCUGCAGCUGAAUACCUUCGAGGAGGAUUUAAUUGGGAUCUCAGUUUUACAUGGGAGCCCAUGAGUGAUGAAGAAAAGGAUUCGUUGAAUACUCAUGGCCGUUUGCUGAAUUUCACUUGGCUAAGUCUCCCAAGACCCACUCCAGUUUUAGCUGGUUCAGUGAUUGCGACCCUCGCCUCACCUUUCAAAUCCUUCGGUGCUUUUGAUAAGAAUAUGAGUAUAUGGGGAGGGGAAAACAUUGAAAUCAGUCUUCGUGCGUGGAUGUGUGGUGGGAGAGUCGAAAUCAUUCCAUGCAGUCGUGUUUCCCAUUUAUUUAGAAGCUCUCAUGGAUAUACUUUUCCAAAUGGUAAAGUGGCCACAGUUAUGAGAAAUUUGAAUCGUGUUGCAAGAGUUUGGAUGCAGCCCUCUCGGAGUCUUCAAAUUAAGUCCGUAAAAUAUCGUGUUCCGCCUAUUGCACUUUUUUACUCCGCACAACAGGAGGCGUUCAAAGUCCCGGCUGGAGAUAUUAGUUCACGCCAGAGGUUGAGACAACUUCUUGAGUGUAAAGAUUUUGCGUGGUUUGUGGAAAAUAUCUACCCGGAUUUACUCAGGAAGGCAGUUGGUAUUAAAUUGAAGGACAGUGCAAUGAUACAUGCUCAACGUUCCAGCAUUAUUUCAAAAUUGCUUGAUUAA
Rodentolepis nana is the source of this 2478-nucleotide messenger RNA. The record is from the annotation of a GenBank genome assembly. NCBI's taxonomy places the organism in Eukaryota, Metazoa, Platyhelminthes, Cestoda, Cyclophyllidea, Hymenolepididae.